This is a messenger RNA of Magnusiomyces paraingens, 948 nucleotides long. RefSeq lists its product as uncharacterized. The coding region runs from base 1 to 948 and encodes 315 amino acids. NCBI's taxonomy places the organism in Eukaryota, Fungi, Ascomycota, Dipodascomycetes, Dipodascales, Dipodascaceae. The transcript has a single exon. The record is from RefSeq and is a predicted model, not a curated record.
AUGAAGUUCUCUGCUGCCGCUAUUUCCAUUUUUGUUGCCUACACUUUGGCUGCUCCUGUUGCUGAAGCUGAGGCCAAUGCCGUUGCUGAGCCAGGUGGAAGUUGGGCUAAGUAUGGGAAAUCUGGCUGUGUCACUUGCAGAAAGGUUUUCCCCACUGUUGUGACUAGUAGCACUAUUGGUGGCAUUACUGGUGGUACUAUUGGUGGUAUUACUGGAGGAAUCACUGGAGGCACUUCUUCUGGAGCUACUGGAACAGGAACUGGCACCACUACUGGCGGAACUGGUACUACAACUGGCAGAACGGGUACUACCACUGGCGAUUCUGGCUCUACUGGUGGAACUGGUACUACUGGCGGUUCCACUGGCGGUUCUACCAACAAUGAAAGUAACACAACCACAAACACCACCAACAAUGUCAAUAACACCACCAAUAACGCUUCCAACACUGCCACUAACACUAACCACAAUACCAAUGGCAACACUAACGGUAACACCAACAAUAACAACAAUGCCAGUACUAACACAAACGAGAAUACCAGCAGCAAUACCAACGGUAACCAAAACAUAAACUAUCAGGUGUCUUUUGCUGGUAACUUCAAUGUUGUCACUGUUUACAUUCUUCCCAGUGGUCUUCUCUCACUCUCAUCUUCUUCCGGUGGUGUUCCCUUCAGUUUCAUUAUUUCCAGUGGCUCUCUUCUUACUGCUGCUCCUGGUUUCAGCUCUUACACUGUUAUCAUCAACUCUGAGGGUGCUCUCCAAGUUGUACCGAGUGGCACCUCAUCCACCACUUCUUGGACUUCCGAUGGUGGAUACAUUACCCCUGGAUCCGGAACCAUUGUUGCAUGCCCCGACGGCAGUGGCAGUUACACUCUUUUCUGCAACUCAUCUUGUGCUGACGGUAAGGUUGUUGCUUUCACUUCUGACGGUACUGUUGGUGUCAAGAAAUAA